ACUCUCAAAAUGAAUUGCCACAUUUUUCUCUUCAAAGUUUGUCAGAACAGUUUGGUUUGAAAAAGGAGUUGACUUACUUGUAUUAUUUAAUGGAAGGUCGCCCUAAUUAUUCUUAUUUAAAAUUUUUUGCUCAAGAGGUCAUUUUAGAAACUGGACUUUCACUUUCACGGGUGCGUGCCACUUGUAGGGAAGUUAUUGAUUAUGCACUGACAAAUUAUAAAGCAUUGGAUAUUUGUGCAUCUUGUAUAGCUUUCAUUGAAUUGCUUGGACAAGAUUCUUUGCCUCUCAGAGCUUCUUUGAUUGCCGCAAAUAUGUUGCACGAUUCUCGGAUUUUGGAAGGAGAUUCAGAUUAUGAUAAGAGUUUUCCUGAUAUAGGAAGAAAAUUUAAACAAGCUUACAUAGACAAAACUCAUGCACUCUCUUUAGUGUCAGAACUAGAAAACAUAAUUUUAAACAAGUGGAAUCCUUUCAAUUGUGAUGCUGAUUCUUUAUUUCAAGAUGUCAUAUUAUGGAUGCCUGCAAUGACAAUUAGCCACUUAUAUGAAGUUGAAGCUGGGAAUCAUUAUUUAUAUGAAUGUGCCAAGCAAAAUAAAUGGCUGCAAUUUUUAGUGUUUGCUCAAAUUUUCCAAAUACCUAAGGAACAAGUCCUGAAAGCUGCUUCUCGAUUUUCUAACUCUUGCAUCUCUUAUCAUAUAUUUCACUCUCUUCAUCGAAAGUCUUCUCUGCUGUACGAUGUCGCUUAUGAGACCAAGAGUGUUUCUUCUCUAAAAUCUCAGAAGAAAGAUAUGCGGAGAUCUUUGUAUACUCGUAUUGGAGUUAUCAAGGAUGCACCAGUUGAAUCUAAAAAAAACACUGAGCCUGAUGAUGAUAAAAUAUCUGUGACUAGUGAAGAAACCUCUACCUCUUCAGACACUGAUUUGCGAUCGUAUGUGUUGAAAGAUUUAUUUAGCCAACUGCUUCUUGCUCAUGGAACUGACUCCCCAUCAGAUUGCUUGUUGCAUACAUGUUACGAGAUUCAAAAUCCAAUAUUAGCUGCUCUUGCUGCAUCUUACCCUGAAGCUCCUAUUGAAGCCUGCUUCUUCAUGUGGCUUUAUACAAGUCUUAGCCAUAAUGAAACAAUCCAAAAACAGCUUGAGACUUUUUUUCCUGAACUGAGAAUUCCAAAUAUUAACACAGAUGACCUGGAAAAUCUGAUUGUAAUUGCUAUUCACCAUCAUAAAAUUUUAACAUUGUGGCAAGGUGUUCACAUUUUUCUGCCUAGUACUCCAUUGCCAUCGCUGAUGGGAUUUCUCAGAAGCUUUAUUGUCUACAAAAGAUUUGAUUCAAGUAUAGAAGCAUUUCAAAACAAGCUUUGGGAUUAUCCCAAGAACACAGAAAAGUCAUCAGUUUUGCAUUCUCUAUUUUGGAUUGAAAACAUAUCAGUGACAAUUUUAAAAGAGGUUGUUAUUUCAUGUUCCUCUAACUAUGAGAGACAACUGUUGCUUCGCCAUUUCUCACACACUAGAUUGGAAAAAUCUUUUUCUAAAGAAGUUGUGGUGCCACAGUUUAUAAAAGUUUACCACAUGAGGCAGUGCCUUGGAGAUGUUGCCCAAGACAUAGAUGUAAAGAAUCUCUUUUUACCUGAACAUGACAGGCAGUAUAAAGCAACUUGUUGGGAAGCAAUUACAAAACUGCUGCAGCAUCAUUCAUAUGAAGACGCUCAACUUUUUUCUGAACACGCCAAACUUCCACAAGAUCAAAUGUUAAUGCUUCAGAUUAAUCAAGAAACUGAUGAAGCUCGUGUAAGUCCUUCUUGGCAGGAUUUGCAUAUUCGUAUUCAUUUCUGGCAGAACUUAAUUCUAAAACUACAAGUUUUAAGUCUUCACACUGCUGUGGAUUUUCUAGAGGUUCAAUGUGAAAUAUCUGACAUGCACGGGGAGAAAUAUUUUUUGAUUAAGUCUAUAAUUGACAUGAUUAAAGAUAAUUUGAUCCAGGGAUCAACUGAUGGAACUAUAUACAACUUAGAUUCAUUAAAUAAGAAGAUGUGGUGGUUUUGUAUUAAAGCUGAAGUUAACAAUGAGUUAUUGCCAGAGAUAUUCGAUGUCAAAGCUGUAUUUGAAUUGAACAUUCAAGAAAUCUUUUUCUCUAAAAAAGUACAACCUAAUCCUUGUUGUAUUGAAGAUGAAAAAGAAAAAGAAGCAUUGGGAUCUAUCAUUGGACGCUUUUUGAGUAAAAGUGAUAUACAUAGUGCAUUUCAACUAGCUUUGACUUUUGGAUACGAUAGUUUAGAUUUAAAAAUUAUUAAGUUAUGCUUUGAAGUAGCAAAAGGUGAAAUAAACAUUGAUUCUGUGGACAGAUCAAUGCCUGACUGCUCCAAUGACAUAGCUUCAACUAGAGUAAUUCAGUCACUGAUUCUUUGGGUUAACAAAAAAAGUACAGAUUUAACACCAUUGCAAAAGAGUAUUAUUCAGUGCAUAAAAGAUUUGAGCCUUAAAUGUAUAAUCGCUGUCAAAAUUUGUUAUCGUAUAUUGGUGCAUUAUAUUGUCUCAUUGAUUUUAAAAGAAGAUUUCAUUAACGUUGCUCAAGAAAAGAAUGCAUUUUCAAUUUUGAAGAAAAUCCUUGUUUUGAAGCUGAAUGAUGAACUCGUGAUAGCGAAGAGUUUUAUAGUUGUUCGGGACUUGAGUGAUAAAGAGGUAGCUGAGUUUUUAAGUGAAGAAAUUUGGAACUCUUUAAAGAUACUCCGUAGUUAUGAUUUAGUAAAGAUCCCUGAAGAUGAAAGUGCAUUUUCAGAACAGGUAAUCUAUGAUCCAUUGAGAGCAAAUGAAGGCUUCCAGCUGAUUGUAAAACUUUGCCAAAAUCCAUCCGUACUUGGCUAUUCUCUAAUGUCAAUCUAUUCAACUGAAUCUGCUGAACUGAAUUAUAAAAGCAGCGAUGCAGAUUUCACAGUUUUGGUAGAUCUUUGUAUUUGUGCUCACGAAUGCUUUACAGCAGCAUGCAAUAUGGAUGGAAUAUCUCAAAUUCUUCAUAAUGCACAAACUUUAGUAACUUUGCUUGAAGAGGCUGAAAAAUUUUCCACAAUGGUUCAUUUAUUGACAGGCUUAGACAGAUACAGUGAAAUGAUGUAUGUUUUUGACAUUUUGAAAUCACAUGAUAAAUUCAGUAUUCUUUUCGAAAAGAAAAUGGACAAUAUGCCAAAUCUUAGACUAGCAUUACUAGAUUACUUGAAGAAAUAUCCACCAUCUGAGAAUGACAACUAUUUUUAUACACUUGCCAACAGAUUUGGCAUGCAUCGUGAGAAGGCUGAAAUUCUUGAAAUGUCAGUGCAGAAACUCUUAUCACAAUUGUGUAAAAAAAAUAGUGCUCUUGAUAGUGAUAUGAAAGAUGAAUUAGAAAAUGCUCUUCAAAUUCUGUCUGACGCAGCAAAGAGUUAUUGCAUGGCUGAUUGCUUGCACCAAGCUCAAAAUUGUACCAGGUUAGCCCAAUUGGUUGCCCUCCAAAUUUAUUUUGUUCCAGAUGGGGUUUGGAUUAUAGGUCUUGAUGAAACUUCUGUGGCAAGAUUUAUAACUGAUCAUAAUAAGUUUUCUCAGGCGUUCAUAGUGGCUGAAGAAUAUGGUAAUCAUCAUUUAUGGAGUCAGGCACUCUUGCAUAAUGUGGUGAUCCGUGGAGACAGAGAUUAUUUGCUUGAAUUUCAAGCUCAUUUCGGUCUACCAACAUCUUUAAUAUCAGAUGUUGUUAAAAGAUAUAAGAAAUUGCCUUCUAAAAAUGAGAGUACAACACGGAAUAUGAAAUUACUACUUUCUAUGUGUUCUAAUAUAAAAGUGAAAUACAGUUUAGCUCAUGAAAUGGGAUUCUCAGAUGUGUUAUCUGAACUGUUAAUGGGCGAAGCUUCUUCAUACCUUCAAGAUUUAAUUGCAAAUAACAGUAUAAAAUGAUAUAAAUUGUAAGACAUAGGACUGUAUAUUGUAAAUUUCUAUUAUAAAUGUCUCAUCUGAUAGAUCUAAAUAUAUUUUUAAAUAAUGUGUGCUAUUGAUAGUUUCUGAUAUCUGUGAUAUAUUUGUACCUGUAUGUUAUGAUUAUAUACAGUUUGUCUUAAUAAACUAAUUAUAAUCUUGUAAUUUGUUGUUUACAAAUGUAUGUAACUUGUUGUAUACGAAUUUGUUUUUAUAAACAGGAAAAAAAUUA
Messenger RNA from Parasteatoda tepidariorum (common house spider), 4161 nucleotides. The record is from RefSeq and is a predicted model, not a curated record. Lineage: Eukaryota; Metazoa; Arthropoda; Arachnida; Araneae; Theridiidae.